Molecule: messenger RNA, 1285 nt
Organism: Phragmites australis (common reed)
Lineage: Eukaryota; Viridiplantae; Streptophyta; Magnoliopsida; Poales; Poaceae
Product: pentatricopeptide repeat-containing protein At4g38150-like
Exons: 2
Coding region: 81-893 (270 amino acids)
Molecular function (GO): protein binding
Source: RefSeq, a predicted model, not a curated record
UCAGAUUUGAAAAGGUCUGAUUGACAAAAUAAAUAAACACUGAGGUCGCGUGUGAGCGUGUCCUCCACUGCUCCCUCCCUAUGGCCGCCGCCGCUCGCCGCCUACUGCGUCCGGUCUCCUCCGCCUCCGUAUCCAGCACCAGCCGGCUCCUCUCCUCCACCUCUUCCCCACCUCCCCACCGCAGCCCCAACACUAACUCACUCGUCGCCUUCAAUUGGUCCGACGCCGACGACGCCGACAACUCCUCCGCACCUCCACCCCCGUCCACGGCAAAGAACCCCGAGCUGCCUCCCCCCUACGACCCCUUUAGCAAGAAGCCCGCCUUAGCCGAGCCAUCCGACCCCACCAACCUACAGGAGAUCUUCCACCGGAUGCGCACCGAGGGCCUCACCGACUACGCCAUCAAGAUGUUCGACGGAUUGUCCAAGGACGGGCUCACCCACGAGGCGCUCGCGCUCUUCGCCAUCAUCAAGGACAAGGGUGCCAUGCCCGACAUCGUCGCCCACACCGCCGUCCUCGAGGCCUACGUCAACGCCGGCCCGGCCCACUGGCGCGACGCCGUGCGCACCUACGACCGCAUGCUCGCGUCCGGUGUCACCCCCAAUGCUUACACGCUGGCUGUGCUGGUCAGGGGGCUCAGUGCCAGCGACCGGUGCGCGGAGGCUGGCAAGUACCUGGUGGAGAUGCUCGAUCGCAGGAUGCGGCCGAAUGUGGCGACAUACCUGGCCGCGUUCGAGGCGUACGUGAGGGCGGAGAAGGUGGAGGAGGGGAAGGCGCUGCUGGAGACGAUGAAGGGAAAGGGGUUCGCGCCGGACGAGGAGGCGGUGCGCGGCGGCACAGUGAAGCGCGGGCAUGUGUUCAGGGGCGUCAUGAACUUGCUCUUUGGCAAGUGAUGGUGGUACGCGUAGCCUCUUGAUGUAGCAGGAAAUGAUAAGCUGUCUGCGUUUUGGUGGCAUAUCUAUCUUCUCCUUUCGCUCAGUCACUGGCUUUGUUCAGUACUGGAGGGUGAAUGUGAACCUUGUCGUCUUAAUAAUAUAGGCAACAAGAUUUGAAUUGCACAGUUGAUCAAAACAUAUAAUACUGUAUCUUAUUACGGUUGUACCAUAUGGUUCUCGUUGUUGAGAUCAAUGUAUAGCAGCAUUGCUAAUAGUUUCAAAAUCAUCACUCAACAAAGAUAAUCAUAUAACCAAAACAAAACUUAGCCCACAUUCGUCAUCCAAGAAAAAAAAGCCCUUUUUGCAGUUUAUGUGGUCAUUUGUGUAAGUACUAAUUGCAACUAAUGUUU